AUGGAUGAACGGGCUAAAUUUGUGGAGGAAUCGUUAGAUGUUGAGUCUGGUGAUGUUCGGUUCCUAGUAAUCCAUGGAGAACGUGGCACAGGGAAAAAAACUCUUGCCAGAGCCCUUUUCCUGCAACUCUCUGCACGAUUUCAAGGAAACAAUGUCGGUGACAAUUCUGGCAAGUCAAGAUCUGCCAAAGAAAGCUUUCGAGACAAGAAAUUUCUCACAGUCCUCGAUGGUGUGGACAAAUGGCAACAAAUCAAGAAAGUAGCAGGCAGGUCUACUUGGUUUGGUUCUGGAAGUAGGAUAAUAAUUACGUCCCCAAAUAGAGGGGUUCUGCCGACUCAACCUGAAGUAUCAGAAGAACGCAACCUGAACCAAGCAAGAGAAGUUUUUGGUUUCGAAAUGAAGGAGAUGGAGCUUAACCAAGCAGUUCAAGUCUUUAGCAGGUAUGCUUUUGGGCAAGACUCGCCAUUGGAAACUUUUGAAAACUGGUCCCUCCAAAUUGUCAUGUAUUCUCAAAAGCUACCUUUGAUCCUUGAGAUCAUGGGUUCUCUUCUUCAUCGCAUGUGUGAUACACAAAGAUGGGAUCAGAUAAUACAGAGCCUAAUGGAUUCAACAACAGUAAAGGACAAGUUGAGGAUAAGUUAUGAUGCAUUGAAGGACAACGCAAGGACAGUUUUUCUUGAUAUUGCGUGCUUUUUCAGAGCUCGGAAGGAUAUUGUUGGUAAUAAUUAUUGUGAUCCACUUUGGAAGCAUAACAGAGUGUGGAUACAUGAAGAAGCAUUGAAAGUGCUAAAGAAUAAAGAGAUACAGGAGAAUAACUUGAGAGUUAUUGACCUAAAAUGUUGCGGUAUCUUAACCAAGACUCCCCCGUUUAUCUCAGUUCAAGAAUCUGGAGAGACUGAAAUUGACCAUUCGAUUGGAGAAUUGAGGGGCUUAAAGUGCUUGAAUAUUAAGGGAUGUGAUUCUCUAGAGAAGUUACCUGAGGAAAUAUGCUCCCUCGAAAUGUUGACAGAGAUUCUAAUCACGAAAAAGGUUUGCAAUUCCUUUGGCUUGCCAGAGUCGAUUGGCUCGCUGAAAUCAUUGACAACCCUCGAAAUUGUCAGUGUCAGGAUGGCUCAAAUUCCAGAGUCCAUUGGAAGUUUGGAGAACCUUCAGCGCCUGUCUUUACUUGGGUGCUCCGGUUUUGAGAAACUACCAAAAUCAUUUGGGCAGUUAAAAUCACUGGUUGAGCUGGAUAUAGCAGACACGCAAAUCAUCGGAUUGCCCAAGUCAAUUAGAAAGCUGAAGGAGCUGAAAGUGAUAAAGAUGGAACAUAGUUCAAUAAAGAAGUCGCCACGUACUAUUGGCAAGGUGGAAAAGCUUGAAGAGCUGCAUGCUAAACACAGUAGAGAUUUGCAGGGCGAAGUUCCAGAUGGAAUCGGAAUGUUCUGCCAUUUGAAAAUAUCAGACUUGUCACAUACCUCUCUUGGCAGGUUACCAGAAAAUUUAAGCCAGCUCACUCAUCUCAAGAAACUACAGAUACAACCAUGCUCACCCGGAAGUACUUUGUCCCACUUGGUAAUCGACACCAGGCAUUAUCAUCCACUGACUGAACGGUACAAUUUGGAAUUGACCAAACUAGAGAAGUUGGAACUGCAUGUUCCAAAUGUCCCCAACUUGAAGCCUAAAUUCCAGUUCCCUGAUAUGCUGAAGUCGCUUCAUCUGUCUUGCCAGGACUUGCACUGCUGCUCGGAGCUCCCAUCCAGUUUAUCUAAGCUGACCCUGACAAAUGUUGCGGUAAAUACGAGAUUGCUACACUUGGACAAUUUGGAAAGGUUGUCAUCCUUAGAGUUACUCAAUUGCGAGUUAAUUGAUGAUAGGGGCACCAUCGAAAUCGGUAGAUUAGCCACAUUGGUGCAUUUCUCCGCAUCAAGGUGCCUCUUUAGCAUUGCCAAUGGACUUCGUCCACCAAAGACUCUGAGAGUGCUGAACGUAAUUGAAUGUGAAUUCCGCAAUACCAUACUUCACCUUUCAGGCUUGAAGUGUCUAAAGCGACUGGAGAUAUCGUACUGA
This is a messenger RNA of Punica granatum (pomegranate), 2049 nucleotides long. The record is from RefSeq and is a predicted model, not a curated record. NCBI's taxonomy places the organism in Eukaryota, Viridiplantae, Streptophyta, Magnoliopsida, Myrtales, Lythraceae.